AUGCCACCUUCAGCUUUCGUAGCAACUUUUCCUGCCUCUACAACCUUCUUUGAGCGACGCACCCGUCAGUUGCAAACGCCGUUUGUAGCCUUGUUGUAUGCCAUCUACACACACGGCAAAACAAAUGUCCAUGCUCCUCCGCAAUUUCAGCUGGAGAAGCGCAAUCUCGGGUCAUCGCCUCUCCAAGUCACCGAGGUUUGUCUCGGCACCAUGACAUGGGGCAUCCAGAAUUCCGAGGAGGACGCCUUCGAACAACUCGACUACGCCAUAAAAGAGUGCGGAAUCAAUUUUGUCGACACCGCCGAAGCAUAUCCGAUCCCAUUCACUCACCCUCGCUACAAGCCCGGCAACACCGAGCGGUACAUUGGAAACUGGAUCGCGAAGAAUCCUACCUGGCGUGAAAAGGUCGUCGUCGCCACCAAAGUAUGCGGACCACAUCCAAACUCCUUCGUCGCCGCAGCAAGACAUCCAGAUCGCCAGUACGAGAAGGGGAAAAGUCCACCUGCUGACUUGGACAAGAAGAGUAUCCUUGAGGCAUGCGACGCAAGCCUCAGGAGACUCCAGACUGACUACAUUGACCUCUACCAGCUGCAUUGGCCUGCGCGAUAUGCACCAGGUUUUGGUUCGAGGACCUACGACUUUUCUAAAGAGCGGGAGAGCGUCGACAUGAAAGAAACUUUGAGUGGCAUCAAGCAGCUGUUGGACCAGGGCAAAAUCCGGGCCUACGGUUUGUCCAACGACACAACGUUUGGAGUUGCAGAAAUUGUGCGUGCCGCUGAUGAACUUGGCAUGCCUCGUCCGGCUUCUAUUCAAAACGGUUUCUGUUUACUAAACCGCAGCUUUGAAUAUGAACUGGCAGAGGCAUGCUCUCCUAUGCAUUACAAUGUCGGUCUCUUGCCGUAUUCCAUAUUGGGGGGAGGGGCCCUAUCCGGCAAAUAUCUUGGCAAGCUUGGUGCCAAUGGGUCCGAUUUGGAUCCAGAACUGUCCGAUUCACGGUUUGUCAUGUUCGAAGGCUACAUGAAGAGAUACGUACAUGAACAAGCGGUGGAGGCAACAGAAAAGUACAAGAAGAUAGCUGAUGAGGCGGGGAUGUCGCUUGCAACCUUGUCUCAAGCCUUUUGCAAAUCCAGGGCAUACAUUCCAUCGUCUAUCAUUGGCGCAACUACAAUGGAACAGCUAAAGGAAAAUAUCAAUGCGUUCCGUGUCAAGUUGGACAAAGAGGUCCUAGACAAAAUAGACGAGGUUCAUGCGUUUAACAAGGACAUCGCUUGCAGAUAGAGUCGAUUUAGAGUACCUUUCAUAGUUCAGUUUUUUAUGCAUACUGCUCGUGGCGGGCGUCACCUACUGUAGUGUCUUUCGCUCGAGGCUGGGGAAUUCAUGGCCUUUCGAGAAGUUAAAGAGGAAGCUCUCAGCGAAUUUCACCAGCCU
Molecule: messenger RNA, 1428 nt
Organism: Chondrus crispus (carragheen)
Lineage: Eukaryota; Rhodophyta; Florideophyceae; Gigartinales; Gigartinaceae
Exons: 2
Coding region: 1-1278 (425 amino acids)
Molecular function (GO): oxidoreductase activity
Source: RefSeq, a predicted model, not a curated record